AUGGGAUCCAUUUCUGGCACUGCCCGCCACCAGUUCGACAACAUCUACGAGGGCAUCUACAACGGAGCGGGCUUGGACAACAAGCCAUGGCUCAGUGUCCUGGGGAACCAUGACUGGGGAGGCAGGCAGUUCUACAACGGCUGGGACCAGCAAAUCGCCUACACCUGGGCCAGCCCACGGUGGCGCAUGCCGGCCCCGUACUGGUUCCAGCACGUCGAGUACCCAGACCUGGGCUUCGACGUUGACAUCAUCAUGCACGACAGCAACGCCAUGGAUGCAAAGGACCCAGGAGAAGAUCCGGAUCACAACAUGUGCAGCCGCAAGUACAACCGGCCGGACGCCAGCUGCGCCUCAACUGGCGGACCUGCCUCGGUCGAUUCCUGCAAGGACUGGUUCUGGGCCCUCUACGCGGAGCAGAAGCCCUGGGUGGAAUCGAAGCUGUCGGGCUCCCGCGCCACAUGGCAGAUCAUGGUCACACAUUUCCCUUGCGGCCACGACUCUGGGUGGUAUCGCUCGCUUCACACCGCGCAUGGCUUGGACCUGCUUGUGACAGGACACCGCCACGACCAGGAGCUGGGAUCGAACUGGGGAGCACUUGGGGGCAUGAUGUGCAUCGUCACCGGCGGCGGGGGCGGAAUCACUUCGGAAGCCUCGCCCUGGGAUAAGUCGCACUGGUAUGGCGAGGGCCAGUAUGGCUUCUACGACUUGACGAUCUCCAAGUCCAAGAUCUUCAUCGAGUCGAUCAACUACGACGGGAGUGUGCUGAAGAGCGCCACCGUCUACCCCAAGUAG
Molecule: messenger RNA, 792 nt
Organism: Symbiodinium natans
Lineage: Eukaryota; Dinophyceae; Suessiales; Symbiodiniaceae
Source: the annotation of a GenBank genome assembly